Molecule: messenger RNA, 1422 nt
Organism: Ilyonectria robusta
Lineage: Eukaryota; Fungi; Ascomycota; Sordariomycetes; Hypocreales; Nectriaceae
Product: carboxypeptidase S1
Exons: 6
Coding region: 1-1422 (473 amino acids)
Biological process (GO): proteolysis
Cellular component (GO): fungal-type vacuole
Molecular function (GO): serine-type carboxypeptidase activity
Source: RefSeq, a predicted model, not a curated record
AUGAGGGCAUCAUUGCUUAAUAUCUUGACCGCACUUACCCUUAUCGGGCAUGGCGAGUCUUCACCUGUGGCUACCCUGGACAAGAGGUACACUCUUGAAGACAAUGGGAUCAAGUACAAGGUAUUCGAGCAUGCUGCUACUGGAUCCAAGACCAAGAUCGUGUCCAACUCUGGCAUAUGCGAGACGACACCCGGUGUGAACCAGCACUCGGGUUACUUGUCUGUCGGAACCAACAUGAACAUGUUCUUUUGGUUCUUCGAGUCCCGCAAUAACGCAAAGACAGCUCCACUAGCCCUGUGGCUCAAUGGCGGACCUGGAUGUAGCUCUAUGAUCGGCCUGUUUCAGGAAAACGGACCAUGUACCUUCAACAAGGGAGGGUCGGAGCCAACCCUGAACCCUUAUUCAUGGAACACCUUUGCCAACAUGCUUUAUGUUGAUCAACCGAUUGGUACCGGCUUCAGCUACGGUACGGAUGAUGCCGUUUCAACCCUCGCCGCGGCCCCUAGGGUCUGGAAUCUCCUUCAAGCCUUUUACGCUCAGUUCCCUGAAUACGAGAACCGUGAUUUCGGUCUCUUCACUGAGUCGUAUGGUGGCCAUUACGGACCUGAGUUUGCCUUUUAUUUUGAGCAACAGAAUGCCGCCAUUGACGCCGGAACGAUCCAAGGCGAGAAGAUCAACCUUAUUGCCCUUGGUAUCAAUAAUGGAUGGAUUGACCCUGGCGACCAAUACAAGGACUAUAUCGACUACGCCGCCAACAACACGUACCGGAAGCUUAUCACACCAAAGCAGUACAGCACAUAUCUAUCCACCUACCAGGCUAAGUGUGUGCCGGCUUUCGCCAAAUGUCCAGGUCUCACAGGUAACGACGACGCAUGUGGCAACGCCGAUGACGUCUGUUACUCAGCCAUUGAAAGCCCACUGGAGGCGUUGGCAGACUUUGAUGUAUACGACAUUCGAGCCUCCAGUGACGAUGCCUUUCCACCUGAAACAUACGCUACAUAUCUUCAGACCUCGGCCGUGAUGAAGGCUAUUGGCGCUCAGUCAACCUACGGAGAAUGUCCAUCCGCACCAUACAACAAGUUUAUGGCAAGCGGUGAUCGGGGAAGGUCAUUCUUACACACGUUGUCUCAAGUUAUCGAUUCCAAUAUUACCGUCCUGAUCUGGGCUGGUGACGCCGAUUGGAUCUGCAACUGGAUGGGUAAUUACCGAGUACUCAACUCCAUUGCUAAACCGGCAUUCGUCUCUGCUCCUCUCAAGCCAUACACGGUUAAUGGAACGAAAUAUGGUGAAUAUAAGACCUCUGGAAAUCUGAGUUGGCUUCGAGUUUACGGGGCUGGCCACGAGGUUCCGGCAUAUCAGCCUGAGGCGGCACUUGCUGCUUUUAUUUUGACGAUGUCAAAGAAACCCAUCUCGUCUUCAUAA